AUGGCUCCUGCUGUCCGAGCGAACAUCGGCGCAUGGCCCAGCUCUAAACGGAUGACAUCGAUCAAGGAGAUAUACGUCGCCGCCCAGAAUCUACAUCAAAACGAAUUGCAGACAAGGCACACGUUCGUCUGGUUCAAUCCUGAUACCUCGACUGAAUCCCUCUUAUUCGCAUCCGAUGCGAAAGAUCAAAAAUCACGGCACGCACUUGAAAGAAUCAUCGAGAAACACUGUGUCGACCACCUGCUUACUGCAGAAGUAUCUUGCGACAAUACCGAGCAAAUAUUGCGUGAUAUCCUUGAAGUCUGGGAGAAUACCGGAGAAGGUGUGGAUGAUGUCGACCGGCGCAUGCUAGCUAUUCUGGUUUCAAGAGAUAUCGACAAUCCUUCUGGACACACGUGCGAAUGUAUCUAUGAGCUCGCAGUAGAUCUUAGCUUGGGGCGAUCUUCUUCUUUUGUCCGAGACAUAGUGCGUAUCGUUCGUGUGCAGGAGACGGACUCACGGCAAGCCAUCAUUGCUUUGACAAACACCCUGGCAGCACGGGAAGGUUGCAAAACAUGUUGGAGAAUGGUCUUACUAAGAUGGCUGAACCAAAGUGAGAAGCAAGAAGCGCGAUGGGGCACUGCCAUCAUCGACCACUUGAUCCAAACCAUGGAUCCUGCGACAUGGCUCUCCUUUAUGCAAUCACUGGAGACGAUCUUCGCCGACAUCAUUGCCGAUAACACCAACAAACACGAGUUACCGUCUCUACUUCAGCCCCAGAUUUUGACUUGGGUAUCGCAAGUAUCAAAGUUCGGGCCCACCUUAACGAAGCUCGAAGAAGUAUCCGACAGUUCAUUCGCAGUCAUUGAGUAUUUAUCUGAACUACUGGACGCGCCAUAUGAGGCUAUAGAAGCUUGCAACGAGAUUUGGGAUGCGAGAUGUGGAUUUCUGGACAUACCUGGUCUUCCUACUCACGAGCGAGCUGGUCUUUCUCGGAUCGUCUCGAGAGAUGUUGUCUACUACGACGGCGCGUCCAAACAGUACAAGAUCAUGACGCAACCAGACUCAUUGACGCCAAAGAAGAAGAAACCCCUUCAAACAAUUGCCAAGCGAAGAUACGACAUCCCACUAGCUGUGGCUGAGGUCAUGGUUGCUGGUUGGAUCCAAGACGACGACGUAGCACUAGAGACGAAAACGAUUAUCGAACGCCUCGCUCAGCUACUCGACUUGAAAGUAUACAAGCAGAAUAUCCCUAAGAGCGAGCUCUCCAAAGCAACAGAAUUCUGGAAUGGUAUCGAAGCAGAGAUCAUGCAAGAAGCCGAACGCCUCGAAGGGCUAAAGCGAACACUGAAGGCGAAAGACCCCUUGCAGACAGCCUUGCUGAUCGAGGAGUACAAUAUACCCGAUAGUAAUAUGCUGGAAGAUGAGAUACAAGAACUGCCUCCCGGCAUCAUCGAUCUAGUUGAACUAAUCGACGAUGACGAGAUUGAGAUGAGCUUCACACUCGCUUCCUACACUGAACUACAACGAAGCGCAAUGGGCGUACCGAGCACAGCGAACAACCUUCUCUUACGGCUAACUAUCGAUCGGUAUGGGAGCAAGCCACCCGCGUUCUGUGUGCACUACGACAGUGACAAGGGUAUAGAGACUGAUCAACAUUUCCCGUGGAUCUGUGUUGCAACUUCCAAUGCACCACACGGUAAUGUGUGUUUCUCGAAGCAAACUGUCUUCGUAUGGCAGAUGAACAGGCAUAUCCAUCGGUACCUUCGCGCGGGGAACGUAUCGUUAAGAGGGCUGUACGGCCUCGUCCAGACCAUGAUCGGAGAAAUGGGGCAAAGAUGCAUCUCCUGCGGCUGCCGCCACAAAGGGAGGAGCACGCAACUGCGGAGAUCUACACCAUGUUGGACUGUUGCAUGUCAACUGCUAUGGUACGCCCUCCCCCUGGACGUCCGCAUCCCUGAAAUCCGCACCGACAUCUUCGCCGUAGACAUGCUCCUCAGCUCCAUUUACAGCGCCGCCAUGGCCAACAAAGCCGAGCUCCUCCCCAACUGUCCCAUCCACCCCAUCAGCACCGUCAAAACCAUCCUCGAUAGUCUACCCAAACUGUCCGUCAUCCGCGACGCAGUCCACAUCUCCACCGUACUAUCCAGAUACCACGCCGACGCUGAGAAGCUCAUUUCAUGGGCAUGUACGCACUAUCGCGGUUACAUAGCUACAGCGAGCGGGCUGUGUAGGAUCAAGAAUCUGCCUACGGGGACGCAUCACUUUGUCCUGGCGAAUGCGAGUCCAGCGUUGGAAUCGGCGUAUAUGGCAAAGUUCCCGAGUCCUUCUACGCAGACUACAGUACUGUUCCACGGCACAUCACUAGACCGCCUCCCAGCAAUCCUCGCUAAAGGCCUUAUCGUUUGCUCGGGCACGACUCUCCAACGCACGGGCGCAGUGUAUGGAAGGGGUAUUUAUAUGGCGGAAGAUCCUGCGACGUCGUUUAGUUAUGCGCCUGUCUACUCGACGUGGAAGAACAGUGCGCUGGCCAAUAUGCGUGUUAUCCUUGGGUGCGAGGUCGUUGGGCAGGGUAACAGCGUUACCACCGGGGUUCAUGUUAUUACUGAUGAGGCGAGUGUGAUGGUGCGAUAUAUCUUUCUCUUCCGACAGAACGCUCAUGCGCCUGUUGCGAAUCAUGUUGUUACGGCUAUGAAGAGUGCGAUGGCGGCGAUAAGGACGGGUGUCGUGUAG
Messenger RNA from Alternaria novae-zelandiae, 2712 nucleotides. RefSeq lists its product as uncharacterized. The record is from RefSeq and is a predicted model, not a curated record. NCBI's taxonomy places the organism in Eukaryota, Fungi, Ascomycota, Dothideomycetes, Pleosporales, Pleosporaceae. The transcript has 4 exons. Gene Ontology annotation, molecular function: NAD+ poly-ADP-ribosyltransferase activity. The coding region runs from base 1 to 2712 and encodes 903 amino acids.